AUGCGUCCCAAGGCGGUCACGGUGGUCAAGGAGGAGCUGGUCAAGGCGGAAAUGGCCAAGGAGGGACCGUGGGGCAGGCUUCAGGCCCCGACCCCAACUAUCGCUGUUGGAACCGGAACUGUGCUUGCAGGCGGCCAUUGGGGCCACCAAAUCAUGGUCCGGGCGCACCGGGGGUGUGAUUUGCGAUAA
Messenger RNA from Cryptococcus wingfieldii CBS 7118, 189 nucleotides. RefSeq lists its product as hypothetical. NCBI's taxonomy places the organism in Eukaryota, Fungi, Basidiomycota, Tremellomycetes, Tremellales, Cryptococcaceae. The coding region runs from base 1 to 189 and encodes 62 amino acids. The transcript is spliced from 2 exons. The record is from RefSeq and is a predicted model, not a curated record.